Manduca sexta (tobacco hornworm) is the source of this 812-nucleotide messenger RNA. RefSeq lists its product as uncharacterized. The transcript has 3 exons. Lineage: Eukaryota; Metazoa; Arthropoda; Insecta; Lepidoptera; Sphingidae. The record is from RefSeq and is a predicted model, not a curated record. The annotation marks the transcript as partial.
AUCCCGCGCAUCCGGUGACAGCGACCGCAGCGCUGCACGGUUAAAGUGUUUUGUGAUGUGAUUGUGUGUGCCCCCGUAAAAUGGUCGAGUUUGCGCUGGAAAAUAACCAAGCGGGAACCUCGGGCGACUUCAGACAGUACCACGAAAACUAUGCUUACAACAUGCACCAGAACCAAAGGAAUCCCACGUACGAUUCACCGAAACCUCCCAUUCCCGCCAAAACUUACGGAGCCAACCCUGACUCCAAACAGAUCACUGUGACUGUUGAAACUGGGAAAGAUAAUACGAGAGACGCACCUAAGAGUAAUAAGUCUGUCAGUAAAACGUACCACACACUCAAAGAUAUGAUAUCAAGUAGGUUUAAGAGUAAAGAGAAUAGCGAUGAGAAGAACGAAGAACCCAGUUUGAAUAACAGUGAGGAAAGGAAGAGGCCUGAACCGGAACAAGUGACCCCGAGGGAUACAGGGGCUCGGAAAAUGGAGCAGGGGAUAUAUGGCAGGCCGGUGUUGCAGAACAGGCCCGAGAUGCAGUAUGGACACGGGAUGGCGAAUAACUUGGCGUAUCCCAGCCCCUCACCUCACAGACAACUAAUGCAGCAACAGAUAGUCCAGCAGCAGUUGCUGUUAAACCAUCAAGCUCGGUCACAAGAGAUGUUGGCAUCGCCACCCCACCGGCCUCAACCACAAGCUCUUGGGGCCGACGCCCUGUACCAGCAGUACGGACCUCCUGGGAGGAGAAGCGCAGUGUACCAGCGGGAGGAUGUUAGAUCCAUGGGCAACUUCACUUCGCUGAAGACUGGGCCGCAGAGUCAG